AAAUUGAAUGAACUUCCUUUUUAACAAAUUUUCUUCAGUGAGUGCACCAAAACCCAAUCCAAAAUCUCUAUGAAUCUAUAGUCAUUUUGCUUCUUCCAAUUUUUCAUUUUCGCGCUAAUUCUUCGUUCUUCGCCAUGAGAAUUGGUUCUCCUUCUUCAUCUUCCUCCCGUUGUUCGCGUUUCUGGUCGUCGGCGCUCCGAUCGAAGCGCCUCGUGUCGCCGGCGGAAAAGGCCGCCCGCGACAGCUCCGACCUCGGCCUCUCCCGCCGCCUCGGCGUUCUCGACCUCGUACUCCUCGGAAUUGGCGCCUCCAUCGGCGCCGGCAUCUUCGUCGUCACCGGCACCGUCGCCCGCGACGCCGGACCUGGAGUAACAAUAAGUUUUAUACUUGCGGGAGCAUCAUGUGUUAUAAAUGCACUCUGUUAUGCUGAACUAGCUACCCGAUUUCCUGCUGUUGUUGGAGGAGCAUAUCUGUAUGCGUACACAGCUUUUAAUGAACUUACAGCUUUUCUUGUUUUUGGACAAUUGAUGCUUGACUAUCACAUUGGGGCAGCUAGUAUAGCGAGAAGCCUAGCCAGUUAUCUAAUAAAUAUUCUAGAACUCUUCCCUGUUUUCAAAGAUAACAUUCCAAAAUGGAUUGGGCACGGUGAAGACAUUGGAGAUGUGCUAUCCAUCAAUGUCUUGGCUCCAAUUUUGCUAGUUCUUCUAACUUUUAUUCUCUGUCGGGGUGUUCAAGAAUCGUCUGUUGUGAAUUCUCUUAUGACAGUGACCAAGGUAAUCAUAGUUAUCAUCGUCAUUUUUGCUGGAGCGUUUGAGGUUGACGUUUCCAACUGGUCUCCCUUUGCUCCAAAUGGUUUAAAAGCCAUAUUUACAGGAGCUACCGUAGUCUUCUUUGCAUAUGUUGGAUUUGAUGCAGUUGCAAAUUCUGCCGAAGAAUCCAAGAGGCCUCAGCGGGAUUUGCCAAUAGGCAUAAUAGGAAGCCUCUUAAUAUGUAUUGCAUUGUACAUUGGAGUAUGCCUGGUGAUUACUGGAAUGGUUCCAUACAAUCUUCUAGGAGAAGAUGCUCCUUUGGCUGAAGCUUUUACGUCUAAGGGAUUAAAAUUUGUUUCUAUCCUGAUUAGUGUUGGUGCUGUUGCUGGACUUACAACAACACUCCUUGUUGGUCUCUACGUUCAGUCUCGGCUAUACCUUGGGCUUGGCAGGGAUGGCUUACUACCCUUAAUAUUUGCUAAAGUCCACCCCAAACGCCACACCCCUAUUCAUUCUCAGAUCUGGGUUGGCUUGGUUGCCAGUGUUUUGGCUGGGCUAUUUAAUGUGCAUGUGCUCUCUCACAUUCUUUCCGUUGGUACACUGACUGGCUAUUCAGUUGUCUCAGCGUGUGUCGUCGUUCUUCGCUGGAAGGACAAGACAAAUAGUCAAGUGUCAUCUUCUGCUGAGCGGGAAGGCGUAAUUUGCCUCAUUGCUGUCGCCCUUUGUGGAUUUGCUAGUGGGCUCUUGUAUCGUUAUGAUGCUUCAUUUAUUUUUCUGAUUCUGGCUUUAGUUAUUGCAGCUGGUGCUUCUGCUGCUCUUGUUUUCCGCCAGGGUUAUGCAGAUGCACCAGGGUUUUCUUGCCCAGGGGUUCCCCUUCUGCCAAAUAUUUGCAUCUUUUUUAACAUGUUCUUAUUUGCCCAGUUACAUCAUGAAGCAUGGGUGAGAUUUGUGAUUCUUUGUGUUGUCAUGGUUGGUGUUUAUGCAGUAUAUGGCCAAUAUCAUGCUAACCCCAGUGCAGAAGAGAAUGUCUAUCACAGGGCACCCGAGGAAGAAGCUCUAUGAGUCAUUUGUUCAAUAAUAUACAAUGUGUUCAUUGUGGGAUGGUUAAAAUGUAUCCAGCAAAUUAGCUGUUAUUCCUUCUGUUAGGAAUGUCCAUCUUGUAUGAAUAACUAUCUGGCUAUACUCGCUACUAGAUUGUAUAUGAUAUGGUCAGGUUAGCAUGUGUAUGAUGUAUCUCUUGUUUCCUACUUCAUAGAAAAAGAAAAAUCAUCAUGUAGUUUGUGCGAGUUUUAAGUUGAUCCAUCUUUUGCAUAUGUUGAGGCCUACAAUUUGUCAAAGAGAGGCUGCCCCAUUAAAGAAAUUGAUAUGUAAUAAUUUAUUUUAUUAUAUUUGUUUGUGUGUGUACCAAGGCUAUUUCUAGCUGA
Molecule: messenger RNA, 2173 nt
Organism: Glycine soja
Lineage: Eukaryota; Viridiplantae; Streptophyta; Magnoliopsida; Fabales; Fabaceae
Product: cationic amino acid transporter 9, chloroplastic-like
Exons: 8
Coding region: 135-1811 (558 amino acids)
Biological process (GO): amino acid transport; transmembrane transport
Cellular component (GO): membrane
Molecular function (GO): amino acid transmembrane transporter activity
Source: RefSeq, a predicted model, not a curated record